Molecule: messenger RNA, 771 nt
Organism: Penicillium verhagenii
Lineage: Eukaryota; Fungi; Ascomycota; Eurotiomycetes; Eurotiales; Aspergillaceae
Product: glutathione S-transferase
Exons: 4
Coding region: 1-771 (256 amino acids)
Biological process (GO): L-phenylalanine catabolic process; glutathione metabolic process
Molecular function (GO): maleylacetoacetate isomerase activity; glutathione transferase activity
Source: RefSeq, a predicted model, not a curated record
AUGGCUCAAGAAAUUGACUAUCACUUUGUUGGAACCUACACCCGCUAUUCCAGCUGGACAGCGCGGGUGGAGGCAGUCCUAGAGUAUUUCCAGAUACCCCACACGGCUCAGAUUAUUAAACUCUCCGAUGUGAAAACAGUUUCUCCCUCUGGCCUCGUGCCCUACCUCCAAUGCCGCUCAAUGGGAUCCACAACUAUCAGCGAUUCACUAGCCAUCUGUGAAUUCCUCGCUGAAUCGAACCCCGAGCUCUCUUUGUGGCCUCGAGAUCGUCAACUCAGAGCGCUCGCACGUAGCGCUGCUGCUCAGAUGCACUCCGGCUUUUCGACUUUGCGAACUCUGUACGGCACCAACUUCGUCGGCCGAUACACUGGCAAUGUACCGAUUCCAGAAGAGGCUGUGAAGGAUGUCCGGCGCAUGUUGGCUUUGUGGGAUGAGGCUCGCAAGGCUACCAAAGAGCGCCUUGCGAUUCUUGGCGCAGCUGACGAGGGAUUCCUGUUUGGAGGAUUCAGUAUUGCCGAUGCCUUCUUCUGGCCGGUUCUUUGGCGAUUCCGGACUUAUGGACUUCCCUUGACGUCUGCCAGUGAGGAUGCCCUAGCGUGGAUGGGUACUAUGUGGAACGAUCCUGCAUUCCAGUCUCUGUCUACAAAGUACUACGUGCAGCUCAAGGACCCGGAAACGCGCAUUGAGCAAUAUGAUGAUGUGUAUCAGGGCCAGGCGGAUAUUCAGUAUGGCCACUUCCCCGAGGACUGGAAAUUCUCCACGUCUCAGUGA